CCUCUUUGAUGUACGGCGAUUACUCACUGUAGCUAGUUCGGGUUCCUCUUCUGCUCGAUCGUUUGACUGGUUUGGCAAUGGUGACAAGGUUAAUUCUCCGCUCCAGAUGGAUCCUCAAUAGCCGCCUACCCUCGAUUUCCACAGAGCCGCUACCAGUGCGAGCUCCGGGGCCGACGCCGGCGCUUCCGCCAGUGGAAAUUGCUACUCUACAUCCCUUCUUUAAGAGGAACAGUUCCAUCGGCCCCAACGUCUCUCAAUUGGGGAUUUCGUGCCAUGCUUGGAACCAGCGCUACUUCUCGACAAGCCAGGCGUUGGUUGACUCUCCUGCCCUGGUGGAGGUGCCGCUCGCGCAGACCGGAGAGGGCAUUGCAGAGUGCGAGCUCCUCAAGUGGUUUGUGGAAGAGGGGGAUCAUGUAGAGGAAUUUCAGCCCCUCUGUGAAGUACAAAGUGAUAAGGCAACUAUAGAAAUCACAAGCCGGUUCGAAGGAAAGGUCCAACAGAUUCUCUGUGUUCCUGGUGAUAUUGUUAAGGUUGGUGAAACUUUGUUGAAGAUUCUCAUUAAUGAAAUGGAGAGCACAUCUGAGGAUGAUGAUAGUGAAGCAUCAUCUGAUUUGCAGCUGAGUGAAUUAGAACCCGAAACAUCAUUAAAUAAUCAGCAAAAUUUGGUGGCUGUUCUUGCUACACCUUUUGUCAGGCACCUCGCAAAGCAAUAUGAUAUAAAUAUAAAUGAUAUUAAGGGAUCAGGUAAAGAUGGAAGAGUUUUGAAGGAAGAUGUCUUGAACUAUACUAAUAGCAAAGGAAUAGGCAAGGAAUUGCCAUUCAAAUCACAUGAGUGUGCUGUGAAUGUAGAUCCAUUUCAAGAAAGGAAAACAGAAUUUACGGCUUCUACACAGCAAUGGAGUUAUGAGGACAAGGUCCUUCCUCUCAGGGGAUUCCAGAGAUCAAUGGUCAAAUCAAUGACCGUGGCUGCAAAAGUUCCACAUUUCUAUUUCAUGGAAGAAGUGAAGUGCAAUGCGCUUGUCGAACUCAAAGCAACUUUGCAAAAAGAAAACACCGACCAAGAUGUUAAACACACAUUUCUACCAUUUCUUAUAAAGUCUCUUUCUAUGGCAUUGAACAAAUAUCCUCUGAUGAACAGUUCAUUUAGUGAGGAAUCAAAUGAAAUUAUUCUUAAAGGAUGCCACAACAUCGGGGUUGCCAUGGCUACUCCAUAUGGUUUAGUUGUGCCAAACAUAAAGAAGGUUCAAUCACAAUCCAUAAUGGAGGUUACAAAAGAACUGGCAAGGCUCCAACAACUGGCAAUAUGCAACAAGCUAAGCACUGCUGAUAUUACUGGUGGAACAAUAACCCUUAGCAACAUUGGAUCUAUAGGUGGAAAGUUUGGCUCCCCAAUUCUCAAUUUACCUGAAGCUGCCAUUAUUGCAAUUGGGAAGAUUCAGAAACUUCCCAGAUUCUCUGAUGAUGACAUGGUAUACCCAGCUUAUGUUACCAAUGUUACAAUUGGAGCUGAUCAUAGAAUUGUUGAUGGUGCCACUGUAGCUAGAUUUUGCAAUGAAUGGAAGCUUCUGAUAGAAAAACCAGAGCUGCUCUUAUUGCACAUGAGAUGAUCUUAAGGUGGUAAGCACACAAAUUCCUGCCUUUGGCUAUUAAUAAAGCUCAUCAUACAUUGCAUGAGAAAAUGAAAGGUUCAUGAAUGUAUGGUUGAAGUUGAACAGAUGUAGAUUUAGGUUUCGUUUGGAACGAUUUUUUUAUUACUUCUUAAAACAUUU
Dendrobium catenatum is the source of this 1769-nucleotide messenger RNA. RefSeq names its product lipoamide acyltransferase component of branched-chain alpha-keto acid dehydrogenase complex, mitochondrial. Bases 78 to 1607 code for a protein of 509 amino acids. The record is from RefSeq and is a predicted model, not a curated record. Gene Ontology annotation, molecular function: acetyltransferase activity; lipoic acid binding. The transcript has 8 exons. NCBI's taxonomy places the organism in Eukaryota, Viridiplantae, Streptophyta, Magnoliopsida, Asparagales, Orchidaceae. Gene Ontology annotation, cellular component: cytoplasm; mitochondrion.